Messenger RNA from Heterostelium album PN500, 471 nucleotides. RefSeq lists its product as uncharacterized. The transcript has 2 exons. Lineage: Eukaryota; Evosea; Eumycetozoa; Acytosteliales; Acytosteliaceae. The record is from RefSeq and is a predicted model, not a curated record. The coding region runs from base 1 to 471 and encodes 156 amino acids.
AUGAAAUAUAUAUUAACAAUUAUUGCUGUAGUUUUACUUUUUACCUCUUUGGCCAGUGCUUCUGUCUCUGUUAAAUAUGGUUCAUGUACAGGAAGUUGCUAUUGUGCAUCUAAUAUGAUUGAAAAUUAUAAUACAAGUGAAGCUCUUAUGGUUGUAGAAAUACCAAAUAAACCGGAGCUCAAACAAUUUGAUAAUAGAUUUUCUGCUACCUACGAUCCAGAGUUAAAGAAAAUUCUUUUCAAUGCCACUGGUGAUACCUAUACAGUUGCAUUCCCUGAUUUGGCUUACCCAAUCAACAAGCCAGGAGACAACUCCUACGGAGUACCACAAUGUGUAUAUGUAAUCAAUAGCUAUGUAAAAGACAAUUGUUUAUACAAUGUAUUCUGUAAUGAUGAAUCCUCAGGAUCAUCUUCACUCUUACCUUUCAUCGCAGCUAUCACAUUUUCUGUUGUUUUAAGUUUAUUACUUUAA